GUCAGGCAGGUUAUAGCAGGGUACUGUUGUGGUCAGGCAUCUUAUAGCAGGGUACUGUUGUGGUCACGGAGAUGGUUGGAGACAAGUGGAUGAGAUGGUACUAGUCCGAGUUUUGUUGACAUUUCUUGGUUGCUGGUCCGUAGCAGCACAGGCUCCGAGCAGAGAAAUAGUCCAUCCAAGUGUAGUUAAUGCGGGUGGGGACUACACCGUGUCGUGUAACUCUGAUCUGGCUGGAGUGCCAGGCAAGGGACAGAACCUAGGCUUGUAUUCUAUGUCUAUUGGAUGGUCGAAUGGAAUAGAGGAGCUAGAAACUUACAUAAGAUACAGAAUUUACGACAAGUUAAUUUACUAUCGAAAAGAAACCAACACAGCCCCUUCUUCUGUGAAGCUCUGGAAAUUUAAAGUAACAGGCCCGGACAAAGUGGAUGACCGUGGUGUACCUGAUAGAGAUGCAGUCAAUAUCACAAUGACGGCGACAAAGGUCAAACGACAAGAGUCUGGCAUCUUUUGUUGCAACGUUUCUUACCAAGAUUUGAUUGACGAUACUCGCAGAGUAUCUGCAUGCCAGACGAUAACCGUUUUGUCCCUGGAUACAUUGACUCUGGACAAUCACUGCACCAAGACGUUGCCUGAGUACCGUAGAGGUCACAUCCAGAAAUUAAGUGAACUCAACGUUGUCAGUUUCUGCAGUAAUCCAAAGGCCUAUAGUCAGUGUAUCCUGGAUUCAAGACGUGAUAGUCACACAGACCAGACAUACAUGGUCAAAUUGUUCGAGAAACAAUUUCCUAAAGAGUACGAUCUUAAGCGUGCGGCAUAUCUGCUAUGUACGAAAGGCACGACAUACUUGUCAAAGUUCGCUUCAUUUGACUACAAAGUUUUAAAUGACUGCGAGAUGUCCGCUGACAUUGACCAAUGCGAGAUCGAAGCCACCUCGGCCGAGAGAUUACAAAACUUAACGGCAGCCUUUGCCUCCAACAACCAAGCGGAUAUCGAGAGACAUUCAUGCAAACUGUCAAUAGACUACAUGAAGUGUAUCCAAGCCCAGUACACCAAAUGUAAUAAGGAUUUUGAGGACUUUUUUAUCUAUCAGUUUGCUCGCCUUGGCCAAGACUGUCUAUUGGAGCACCAGUUUUACAACAAGUUGAUUCUCACAGAAAAGUGCACGUCACUAUCACGCUCAACCAACGGGGCGUGGUCAGUCGGAACAGGGGCGUGGUCUAUCAGGACAAGGGCGUGGCUGAUGUUUGCUGUAGCCUUUGUUAAUAGUGUAGGGCGUGUCCAUAUGCUCAGAUAAAAUCUGGCUUGUUUAGUUCUUGGCUAUCUUCUGUAGCUGGGUGCAACAAAAUAUGUUUAGAAAAUGUUUUUAUUUUUAAGUAUUAUCUAGGAAAACAUUAAAAAGUUUAAUCUCUA
Molecule: messenger RNA, 1410 nt
Organism: Physella acuta
Lineage: Eukaryota; Metazoa; Mollusca; Gastropoda; Physidae
Source: RefSeq, a predicted model, not a curated record